AUGGCUCUCGUUAUGGAACCUAUUAGCAAGUGGACGCCCAAGCAAGUAGUGGAUUGGAUGAAAGGCCUCGAUGAUUGUCUCCAACAAUACAUAAAAAAUUUUGAAAGAGAAAAGAUCAAUGGUGAGCAGCUGCUACACAUCACCCAUCAAGAGCUGGAGGAACUGGGAGUCACUCGCAUUGGCCACCAAGAACUGAUUCUGGAAGCAGUUGAUCUGCUGUGUGCAUUGAAUUAUGGAUUGGAGACUGAAAACCUGAGGACUCUGUCUCACAAGCUGAAUGCCUCAGCCAAAAAUCUUCAGAACUUUAUAACGGGUAGAAGGAGGAGUGGCCAUUAUGAUGGCAGGGCCUCCAGAAGACUGCCAAAUGAUUUUCUUACCUCUGUAGUUGACCUGAUUGGUGCUGCCAAGAACUUACUAGCCUGGCUGGACAGGUCCCCAUUUGUCAGCGUGACAGAAUAUUCACUGCUGAAAAACAACAUUGUUCAACUGUGCCUGGAACUAACCACCAUUGUGCAACAGGAUUGUACAGUGUACGAAACUGAAAAUAAAAUUCUUCAUGUGUGUAAAACCUUGUCUGGGAUUUGUGACCACAUCAUUUCUCUCUCAUCCGAUUCUCUGGUGUCACAGUCAGCACAUCUUGAGGUAGUUCAUCUCACCAGCAUUAUGCCCAGUGAGGGUUUGGGAAUGUAUAUCAAAUCAACAUAUGAUGGACUACAUGUAAUCACAGGAACAACUGAAAAUUCUCCUGCUGAUCAGUGUAAGAAGAUCCAUGCUGGUGAUGAGGUGAUCCAGGUGAACCAUCAAACCGUGGUUGGCUGGCAGUUAAAGAACCUAGUAAAUGCAUUGCGGGAAGACCCAAAUGGAGUGAUUUUAACCUUGAAAAAACGUCCUCAGAAUACCCUGGUUUCUGCUCCCGCCCUUCUGAAGAAUGUGAGGUGGAAGCCUCUUGCACUUCAGCCUGUAAUUCCAACCAGUCCAACAAGCAGCUCUACAACACCCACAAAUACAAUGGGCAUAUCCUCAAAAAUGGACAGCUCUGCACUCCAGGAUGUUUUCAUUCUGUCUCCUAUGUCAGGACUUUAUGGCCCCAGGGAUGAAAUUGGAAUCAUGUCUUGUGACGACAUCAGCAAAUUUGGAAAGUCUGGAAUGAAAGGCUCAGAGUCUCCAAGCUAUUUUCUGGAGCAUGAAAGUGGGAAAUACUACACAUUAAUUGAAGGUGAAGGCCACCCUGUGGGCUCUGACUAUGAGAGGAGCAGAGCUACGGGAGUGAGGAGGAGAGAAAAAACACCCACUCACGGAGAUUUGAGGCCUGUUUCUAUGCCUACUGAGUACAGCUGGAUAGGGGAGUCAAAAGAACAGAACAUGUACAAGAGGGGAAGCAGAGCUUGUCACACAAGCCAUAUGACAUGGGCUACCUUCAUACUGCCCAUUAUGCAUGGACCUGGGUGUUCACCACCACCUAAUCUGUGCCAACUACUUGGUUUGCUCUUGAAUGGAACCUUGUUACAAAUAACUUUGCAGAGGAGAGAGCUUCAGAUGCAGUGGGGAAUUAGCCAAGCUGACAAUACAAGUGUAGCCAAAAUGGUUCUCUGUUUCCUCUUACUAAUGUUUCUUUUUCCUUUUUUCCCUCCAACAACUGACUCUGAGAAUUCCCUCCUGCGGUACCUGAGUGAUGACAAGAUACUGGUUAUCCAAGAAGAGCCUUUGACACAAAAAGACAGCAAAAGGGACACAGGUCGUAGGUCAAGAAAAAAGGGCAAAAAUACAAGCAGUCCAAACUACCCUAUUAGUCCACCUGUGUUGACAUCUACUGUGAAUGUUAGGCUUGAACCUGGACAGCAAGAUGUCUUGAAUUUCUCACUAGCAGAAAACAACACAGUUCCACUUUAUCACUCAUUCCAUUACGCUUCCCUCAGGGUAAAAAGCAGAAAAUGGUCAAAAGGGAGCUCUCUAACAAGUGGGAGCAGGAGGCGGAUUUCCUGCAAAGACCUGGGGCAUGGAGAUUGUGAAGGCUGGCUAUGGAAAAAGAAGGAUGCCAAAGGUUACUUCACACAGAAAUGGAAAAAGUAUUGGUUUAUUCUGAAGGAUUCAUCCUUGUACUGGUAUACGAACCAGAAUGAUGAAAAAGCAGAGGGAUUCAUUAGUUUGCCUGAGUUCAGGAUAGAUAGAGCAAUUGAAUGCAGACGGAAACAUGCCUUCAAAGCAUGCCACCCCAAAAUAAAGAGCUUCUACUUUGCAACAGACUGCCUUGAAGAAAUGAACAGAUGGAUGAAUCGUUUGGGUCUCGCAGCGAUUGGCUACACACCUGAUGACAAGGACAUUCACCCAGAUGAAGGUAACUAAAUUAAUUACUGGAGUGAGAGCGACCAGGAUGACAUGGAUGGCUCCUUAACCCUGAAGCAGGAAGGCUCUUCAGCACUGUGUGACACCUACCAUCGAACACCCUCAGUGAAUUCCUCAAGUCCAUUCCCUGAAGCCCAACACGGUCGGCACUUCUCAAGUGAAUCCACCUACUCUCAGUCUUCUGCCGAGGAUUCCCGCCAGGAAGCAGCAGGAAGCACACACUCCUCAGGAUGCAGGCCCCCCUACCGAGAAAGGCGCUCCUGGCAGGAUCUGAUAGAGACUCCACUGACCAGUUCAGGGCUCCAUUUUCUUCAGACUGUUCCUCCUGAUGCUGAGUACAUGAGUGGCCGGCCUGGAAUGUCACCGGACAAACGGAGACAAGCGACGCUCCCAGUACAAAGACGCCAUAAUUAUGAGCAGGAUGGGCCUUUCCCUCUGGUGGAAUGUCCACGGGGACACAGCUCCCACAGCAGGCCUCAGAAGCAGCGCAGCCAAAGCCUUCCCAGAAACAGAGAUGUCAGGGGUAAGGGACAUGUCAAGUCCCUGGAAGGAACAGAUGACAGCCUAGAAGAGACAGUUCCUAUUAGAAGGCAUAAUAGUUUCUGUGCAGAAGAAAACAUAAAAGAAAUUGAAGAAAACAUAGAUGGUCUGCAAGAGCUGUACAAAUCUCUGGAAGAAGCUAGUUUGUCAGCUUUUGGAGAGCAGCGACCUUCCACCAAGCAGGAGUUCCGUAGGUCUUUUGUGAAGAGGUGUAAUGAUCCAGUGAUCAAUGAAAAGCUUCACCACAUCAGAGUCCUCAAGAGCACUUUAAAAGCAAAGGAAGGGGACCUCAGAGUUAUCAACAGCCUUCUGGAUGAUCCCAACUUAACAUCAAAGAAGUUUAAAGAUUGGAAACUAAAGAACUAUGAGUUUUUCCUGGACAUUUGUGAGUACAGUGCUGCUGUGAAAUCACAAAAUGGAGCCUCUGAACUGGCCAGCUCAGCACCAAUGCUGACACACACACACUCAUUCAUUGAAACUCACGUGUGACAGGACUCACAGCCUGAAUAAUUGCUGGGUGCCAUGAAAAAAUCAACUCAGACAAACACUGUAAUAUUUAUUGAGCGUGUACUCAGCAGUACUGUAAAUAGGUUGGGUAAGAGAAUAGUGCCACAGGAUGCCUACUACAUUGCAUGAUAAGACAAUAAUGUUCCUGAUGAAUUUUUUUGGUUUGCUAUUAUCAACUGAUGUCCGUAUCAAGCUCUGCAUUAGAAAGAAGCAGUGCAGAAGUGUAACUGAAAAUAAAUACCAGUAUACUUAAAGUACUGUACUAAAACUAAGCUUAUAGUAUGAGCUCCUACAAUCAUUUUAUAUAUUUAGAUAUAGAGAGAGACAUAUCUAUGUAUAUAAAAUGGAACACGGUAGUUGACAUUUACUUUUAAAAUGCCCUAAAGUUCACAUUUUCACACAUUUGUUCUUGAGAAAAAAAAGAUAAAAAUUACAGCAGAAAUGCAUUGGCCACUCUUAGAGAUGAACGUUUAUUUUUUGCAACAUUUCCAAGUAGUGACCAUCUUUGCAAAUAAAAGGACAGAGUUAUCAAAAUGUAAACUCAAUCCCUAUAGUGUGCCUUAAAAUGUACACUGUACAUCUAGCAAAUAGAUCCCAA
This is a messenger RNA of Chaetura pelagica (chimney swift), 3988 nucleotides long. Its product is annotated as connector enhancer of kinase suppressor of ras 2-like. The transcript is spliced from 23 exons. Lineage: Eukaryota; Metazoa; Chordata; Aves; Apodiformes; Apodidae. Gene Ontology annotation, cellular component: cytoplasm; membrane. Gene Ontology annotation, molecular function: protein binding. The record is from RefSeq and is a predicted model, not a curated record. Gene Ontology annotation, biological process: regulation of signal transduction.